UCACCGGGUUGAAACUGAACAUACACGAUUAAAGAUUGAAUUCCUCAACGAAUCAUUGAUUUUGAUUGAUCAAGCAUUGGAAACUUCGGAUCAACAAAAACUUAUACAAAUCCACGAAGCAUGGUCGUUGGCAUUAGAGAAUGUGACACGUCAAUGUGAAAAUCUUGCUGGCCCAUUGACGGAAGUGUUCCAAGUAUUAUCGCGAAAUGAUCAAGAAAUGGAAACAAAAUACACAGGUGUCAUUACUGGUACUGUUGCUUCAUCGAUAUUAGUCGGAAUUGCUGUCGGAUUAAUCAUCACCCAUUGUCAUCCAGGUUCUUUUCUACAGUAUGGAUGCGAAAAAAUUUUACCUAUUGCUCCAUUGCUUGCUAUCGUGCUAGCUACUGGCUGUGCUAUCGGGAAAAUAACAUCGACAGAUGUACGCACAGUUCAGCGAAAAUUAGAUUCUGCUCGUUCCAUCUUGGCUAAACAUUUUUCAAACUAUAUUGACAGUCCAACCAACGGCUCAUCUAAAUCAGAAGUCGCGAUAUUCAUAAGAAAAUCAAUUGACAUGCUUAAUAUAAAUGAAGAUAUAUGGCAAAGUCGUGAGGCACUUGAAAUGAUGAAAGAUUCGAUUCGAAGUGAGCUCAAACAUUUACAAGAACCUAAGUGA
This is a messenger RNA of Didymodactylos carnosus, 652 nucleotides long. NCBI's taxonomy places the organism in Eukaryota, Metazoa, Rotifera, Eurotatoria, Philodinida, Philodinidae. The record is from the annotation of a GenBank genome assembly.